This is a messenger RNA of Olea europaea var. sylvestris, 1982 nucleotides long. Its product is annotated as E3 ubiquitin-protein ligase RGLG1-like. The coding region runs from base 436 to 1905 and encodes 489 amino acids. Lineage: Eukaryota; Viridiplantae; Streptophyta; Magnoliopsida; Lamiales; Oleaceae. The record is from RefSeq and is a predicted model, not a curated record. The transcript is spliced from 11 exons.
AAGAUAUCAUUCAGUUUACUUUUCUGUAUUGAUAUGUAUAUUUUUAAAUUUGACGUGUUUGGAAAUCUAUAUCCACACGUCAGUUCACAUUUUGGAAUUUAGUAUAUUUUGGAUUUGGAAAAUGUAGAGUUAUUGCAGAUAAAUACUACGUAUGUGGAAGUUAAUGUGGAAGAUUCUGGAUUGCUGAGGGUUAUGUGGAGUCGGCAUAAAUUUUACGAGUUCUUUAAUCGAUAAAUGAAAUUUCAUUGAACUUUCUCGUGCAUGGAAAUAUAUUUGAUAUAUAAGAUAUGUGUUCCACAUCUUAAUAAGAAAUUUGGAGGAGUUUUAUCUUGAUCAGAAAAUUACUGUUUUAUUGAAUUUUUGGUUCCUUUAAAUCUCUGUCGUAGAGGAAUCGAGUUUGUCCUAUUAAAAGAAUUUUGCUGAUAAUUUGAUUUGAUGGGGAACAAUAGUUCAAGUCCUAGUAGUGAGGAGAGUGGGAGGCCAUCUUCAUCAUUUCAGUCUAGUUCUUCAUCUCCAUGGCAGCAUGGAAAUCCUCCUCAGUCAUCAUAUUCACAAUAUGCCCAGAAUUAUCCCGUGCAGCAUCCUUAUCCAGCAGGAUAUCCGCCACCAAAUCAGUAUUAUGCUCCUCCUCAAGCUUCUGGGGCUCGUCCUCAAACUUCUCAAACUUCUGGGGCUCCUCCUCAAACUUCUCAAACUUCUGGGGCUCCUCCUCAAACUUCUCAAACUUCUGGGGCUCCUCCUCAAACUUCUCAAACUUCUGGGGCUCCUCCUCAAACUUCUCAAACUUCUGGGGCUCCUCCUCAAACUUCUCAAACUUCUGGGGCUCCUCCUCAAACUUAUGGGGCUCCAUCUCAACUGCCACGGCAAAGGAAGUUCGACAGGAGGUAUUCAAGGAUUGCCGACAAUUAUAAUUCUCUGUCUGAGGUGACUGAAGCACUUAGACGUUCUGGCCUUGAGUCUUCCAACCUAAUUAUUGGUAUUGAUUUCACGAAGAGCAAUGAAUGGACAGGUAAGUUAUCGUAUAAUGGUCGAAGCCUACAUCAUAUUGGAAGUGGUUGGAAUCCCUAUGAGCAAGCUAUAUCAAUUAUUGGAAAAACCUUGGCGGCUUUUGACGAUGAUAAUUUGAUCCCCUGUUUUGGAUUUGGAGAUGCAUCAACUCAUGAUCAAGACGUUUUUAGUUUCUACCCUGAUAGAUUUUGCAAUAAAUUUGAAGAAGUGUUAACUCGUUACAGAGAAAUUGUUCCUCAUUUAAAACUGGCUGGUCCAACGUCGUUUGCUCCUAUCAUUGAAAUGGCCAUGUCUAUUGUCGAGCAGAGUGGAGGCCAAUACCAUGUUUUACUGAUUAUUGCAGAUGGACAGGUAACCAGAAGUGUUGAUACUGAACCUGGUCAGUUAAGUCCACAGGAGCAGAAAACUGUACAAGCAAUUGUUGAAGCAAGCAAGUUUCCUUUGUCAAUUAUUUUGGUUGGGGUUGGAGAUGGCCCCUGGGACACAAUGACAGAAUUUGAUGAUAACAUCCCUGCUCGGGAUUUCGAUAACUUCCAGUUUGUCAAUUUUACAGAAAUUAUGUCUAAAGAUGUGCCCCAGUCUCGGAAAGAGACUGAAUUUGCUCUUGCCGCAUUGAUGGAAAUUCCAUCCCAAUAUAAAGCAUCAGUGGAGCUUAAUUUGUUGGGUGGACGGAAAGGAAAUGCACCCGAGAGGUUUGCUCUUCCUCCUCCUGUUUACAGUGCAGCCUCGGACCGCAGUUUAAAUUCCCCACCUGCAUCUAGUUUCCAGCAAAGCCCUAGUACAUAUUACAACCAAAAUAGCGCUGCUGAAGCAGCUCCAUCUGCUCCGAGCAUCAUGUAUGAAAAUCAGGUACAUGGUGUACAUCUAUAUGUGUACAGACUUCUACUUUUAUUUUAAAAAGCAAGGGACCACACUUCGUUAUUAACAACAUACCGUGUUUUCCCAUUUCGAUCACCAUUUCAACUGUCACCCCU